AUGGCAGAGGCAGAGGCUAGGGCACCGGUGCCACAAAUUGAUGAGAAGCAAUCUUUGGAGAAGGGAGACUCCAGCCGGGCUGAUGAAGUUGAAAUUCCAAAACAUACAAGCUUUGUCAAUGUUAUGGUCUUAGUUACAGCUUGUCUUGGUGGCUUCCUUUACGGAUUUGCCGCUAACGCGAUUUCGGGCACAGUUGCACAGCCAACGUUUAUCGCCAAGUUUUUGACAAAUUCUCAAGCUCUACAGCUCACAGAUGCAAUGCUUGGAGGAUUCCUCGGUGGUGCUAUGAUUGGAUGUCUCCUACAAGCCCCGAUCUCUAACAAGUUCGGGAGACGUAUCGCCAACGGAGCUGCCGCCCUCAUCGUUAUUAUUGCGGCUGCAAUAUCAGCCGGAGCUGUCAAUGUCGCCAUGUUCAUUGCUGGCCGUGUUCUCACGGGUGUUGGUGCAGGCAUGGUUCUUGCCAACUCUCCAGUGUAUAUGAGUGAAGUUGCACCUCCUCAUAAUCGCGGCAUGCUUGUUGGACUCCAGGGUGUUGGUAUUGUCACUGCAUACAUUAUGGCUGCAGUCUGUGCACUGGGAUUCAAUUUUGUCAAGGCUGACUACCAAUGGAGGUUGGUUUUCGUCGUACUUGGUGGAGUCGCUUGUCUUCUCAUCUUGUCUCUUUGGUUUUUGCCCGAAUCCCCAAGAUGGUUGAUGGAGAAAGGAAGAGACGCGGAGGCUAAGCAGGUCUUGGAAUACUUGCACAAAACCACGGCAGACCCUUACAAUACCCUUGCCCGUGCUGAAGCAGUUCAGAUUAAGGCUCAAGUCGACACCGAAAGAGCCCUGCCAAAAGGUUUCAUCUAUAUCUUUUCUACCCCACAUCUCAGGAAACGCGCCUUCAUUUCCAUCAUCCUUUGGACCAUGGGACAAGGUACUGGUAUCACUGCGAUCGCAAACCUUAUUCCCACAUUUAUGGCAGGUCUUGGAUUUGGCACCGUCGUACAAUUGGGUCUCGGUAUCGUUUGGUCUGUGUGUGCCGUCAUCGGAUGCGGAAUUAAUGUCGUUCUUUUGGAUCGUAUUGGAAGAAGGAAGCUUUUGAUUAUUGGCGGUUUUGGAAUGGCUGCUAUUCUUAGUACAAUGGCUGCAUUGGUCAAGUACUAUCUAGGUACACCCGCAGGCCCUGGUGUCAGAGCGCUUGUUGCUCUUUACUUCAUCAUGGGGGCAUUUUUUACUUCGACAAUCGAAUGUACUUCCUACGUUUAUGGUUCCGAGAUCUGGCCAACUCAUCUUCGUAGUGAGGGCUCCACCAUCACAUAUCUCAGUUUCUUUGGAAAUGCUAUCGCUUAUAGCGCCCCCGUUUCUGUUGGUUUGAACAAUAUUGGCUGGAAAUUCUACAUGAUUCUCAUUGUUGUCACUGUCAUUACAACAAUCAUGAUUGUUCUUUGGUUCCCAGAGACGAUGGGUUUAACAUUGGAGGAAAUUAAUGUUACCUUUGGCGACAAGGUAGAGUUACAGCUGAAAGAUGCUCUUUACAAUGAGUCCGAGUCAACAACAGACCCUUCAAAACCAGAAUCGGCUGUAGCCGCAUAA
This is a messenger RNA of Sclerotinia borealis F-4128, 1572 nucleotides long. Lineage: Eukaryota; Fungi; Ascomycota; Leotiomycetes; Helotiales; Sclerotiniaceae. The record is from the annotation of a GenBank genome assembly.